UUUCCUGAUUUCCGGCUACUCUGACGUCGUUAUACCGAAGCUAUUGGUCUUCUCGAUCGUUGAGUACAUUUGUUCAUACGGGGCUCUGAUCAGCAUUUGCGAGAUUGUCGCCGUCAUUCUUUCUGUCCUUAUCGAGAACCAGCGAUACGUUUUGUCGACUGUACUUAGCUUCGAACGCGACCCGUACAAACUAUGGCGACAGCACCCUCAGCAACCGCUGGUCCUAAGAAGUUGUCCUUCGCCAAGGUGGUUGCGUCUAAACCUAAAGAAAACAUGCCUAUUGUUCCGGCUUCACGAGUUGCCGUACCGGCUAUGGAACAUCGCUUGCAGCCUGCUGUGGCUUCCUCCAAUCCUGCCGCCACGACUAAGAGCACAAAUACCACAACGAACUCUGGAAAUAAUCCGGUAGCUUCCGCCAAGCCUCCUUUAGCUUCUAAAGAAAAUGGCACGGUGACUGCUCCACCUAAUAGCACGACUGUUGAUGGUUCCAAGCCCGCGCAAGGCGGGAAAGAUGCGCAUGCCUCUCUCUCUACUGCUAGCGCUUCGUCCACGCCCAGCCUGGUCGUGAAUGGCUCAUCUUCUUCACUAAGCGAAGCCCAUAAUAAGAAUGAAAACGGGGCUUCAGUAUCAGAUGACGCUUCGCAAAGAGCUGAUUCUAACUCGGAGAUGGGUACUAAGGCACCUAGCCUUGAUGGAAAGAGUAUUACUUCGGGUACCACAUUUGCGCUUGAUGAAAAGGAAUCCCUGCGCCCGGACGACAGUGCUAGUGUAAAAGCGUCCGCAGAAGAUGACGAGUCUUUUUCGAUAAGGGGUUCACUAAUUGCUAACUCUCGAAUUGGUUCUGAAGUGGCUCGCAUCCAUCGUCUUAGGAUUGGUGACAUGCCAGAAAGGCGAAUUGUUCAGAUACUUCCCGAGCUGCAAGAUAAGGGAAUUGCUACCCCCCAGAGCGGUGUUUCUAGCCAGCAGCCUCCAGCAGAACAACCUCAGACUUUAGGAAUCGUUAACGGGUCGUCCGAUGCCUUUACCUCAACUUAUGGCCAGAACCCGGACGAGAAACUUUUGGAAGCUAUGCAAUCUCCAAAGGAUCGGAUUUUUCUCCUACGGCUGGAGCAGGAAGUUAUUAACUUUGUUCAGUCUUCUAAGGAGCCCUAUAUGGAUCUUCCACCGAACAAUUCAUUCUGCAGAAUGUUAACCCACAAGCUCGCCGACUAUUAUCACAUGACGCAUUCCUUUGAAGCUAUUCAAGGCUCCGUCCGUAUAUUCCGCACCCCAUUCUGCCGAGUGCCUCCCUCCUUGGCUAGUAUUGUCGGCACUACUACUAAUAACAGUACUAAUUCAACACCUCAACUCUUACCCAAAAAGAUCAUGAGGCGUGGCGAGGACGGCGGAUCAGGACAAGCUAGUACCAGUCCAUCCAAAGCAACCUCUGAAGUAGGGAGUGACGGCAAGGAGAAAUCGGCUACGACGAAGGACAAACCCACUAGAGAAGAACGUGAAGAGGCAUACAAGCAGGCCCGCGAGAGAAUCUUUGGCAGUUCAGACAAACCUGGAGAGACCACACCAGAUAAUGACGAUGCAAAUGGCAUCUCUCGAGCAAGUUCUGUGUCGGCGAAGGACAAGUCAAACCUUGGGAAGCGAGGAAAGACGGGUAAGCAGCGGAGAGAUGAUUCUGAAAGCUUCGAUUCUCGGUCACAAUAUCAACCGUAUUAUCACCCUCACCAACCUGGUUGGACGACACCUCAAUACAUUCCCAUUGGGCAUCCGCAAUACAGUAGUCCUGUUCAACCGCCAUACCCAAACCCGAUGCCGCAGGCUUAUGCACCUCCUGCGCAACCCUAUCCAACUAUGAUGCCUAACGCGGCAUUCCCGCAAUAUGGUACCAUACCAAUGUAUCCUCCUCAAACGCAGGUCACUCCACCGCGGUAUGCUGCAUCUGCUAGCAGCACGGGUACUUACGCUGGCCCGGUCCAAACCCCGCCUCCUCAACAAUGGCAACCCAACUAUAACCAGGCCCCAUCACUAAGUCCUUAUCAAAGUCGGGCUGCUCAGCCUCAGACUCCGGGAAACCCAGGGCCAGUAGGUAUUCCUUACGCAUUUGGACAGCUUCCUGCGAAUGCCAAUCCCCAUGACCCCAAAAGCCAGCAUCCUAUUCCAGGGAGUUACAAUCGACACGCAUUUAAUCCUAAGACCCAGUCGUUUGUCCCUAGCAAUGGCAUGGUACAAGUCCAACCUCCGCUACCUCCCUAUAACAUGGGCGGGCAUGGUAGCCCCCAGGUUGGUUCACCUCAUCUAGCCUAUAGUGCAUAUAGCGGUUCUCCCGCUCCGCCUCAAGCGUACGUAGGCGGUCCAGGCUACGGGAUGAGUCGGCAAGGAUCUAACAGCUCCUUGCCAGCUUAUCACCCACCCCUUCCUCAACAUCCUUCGGCACACCUACCCCAGGUCCCGGCCCAGGUGCCUAACAAACCUAGCAUUCCUCCACCGACCGGCCCAACCCAGACUUUCAGCCACCUACCUACUUACGGCAAUCCGGCCACCCUGCCGCAAAAGCCACCCACUGGAAUAUAGACAAAAACUGGCGCAACGCAACAUGUGCAUGAAAAGUUAGCAAGCAUUAGUGGUGUUUAUUCUUUUCGGUGAGGACUUGAGACACUUUUAAGGCGGAUGGAUAAAGGGAACCUUACAGAGACAACGACACCGGCGUAAAUUGGCGGGUUGUUGUAUUGGUAUCAUUGGCUGGCGUUCUGGCGAAGGGCAAAGCUUUUAAUUAAAGACGUUGAUGAUAGGAUGGGAGCUUCUUGCCCCGUA
Messenger RNA from Daldinia caldariorum, 2805 nucleotides. RefSeq lists its product as uncharacterized. Gene Ontology annotation, biological process: galactose metabolic process. Lineage: Eukaryota; Fungi; Ascomycota; Sordariomycetes; Xylariales; Hypoxylaceae. The record is from RefSeq and is a predicted model, not a curated record. The transcript has 6 exons. Bases 193 to 2565 code for a protein of 790 amino acids. Gene Ontology annotation, molecular function: nucleic acid binding.